CAUUUAAAGACAGUCACCCUUGUUUUUUUUUUUUUUUUUUUUUUUUUUUAUGACAGUCAGGUUUUUUGUUGGUCUUUUUCAUAACUUUUCCAAAUAGAAAAGCCAGUGUGUGGAACUUCCUUGGACUUUUUUACUGGGAGUGUUUCAGCUCUGACUUCCUUGUGCGAUCUGCGCAACCAAAAUCUCUCACUUCCCUAACAACAGCAGUGGGUGUCUGAAUGACCUUGCCAGGAAAUGUGUUAAGAAGCAUUGUCCAAUUGCAGACUGGAGUGACAAGUUGGCUCAGAAAAUGAGCCCCGUCGGAGGAGACGGGCAGGAGUUUAAUGAAUCUGACCUGUUACGCUCCCGCAGGCGAGAACAAUGGCAGCCGGCGGCUGGAUCUGCUUCCUAACUGGACUCCUGUCUCUGGCGUUGGCUGAGGAUCACAACCACCAGGGGGAAGCAGACACCUACCACGUGAGUGCUGGUCACUUGUUUCUGCUGAGUUGCCCGAUUGCUGGCGCUCAUUCCGAGAUAAAGUGGAGCAGAAGAGACGGGGGCGAUGAGAGCCUCCCCGCUGGGGUGGAGGUCAGAAACGGGUCGCUGUGGUUUCUACCCGUGCAGAUGACUCAUAGUGGAAGCUACAUCUGUGAAAAAAGGAAUAAAACGAAACCAUCAAAAAGACGAUUUAGAGUUUUAGUGUCCGGGUCAAACUGCCCUGAUCCAAGUGAAGAGAUUUUGGCUACAAAGGAAACGGGUGAAUUUCUUCAGUGCAAACAGAAAGAGAUCUUCAGACUGAAUCUCCCAAGGAAAAUACGAUGGACGAAGGACUGUCAGCAGGUGCAGCCGGAUGGAGAGUCCAUCUCUCUGAACACAAACGGCUUCAUGAGGCUGGCGGAGGUUUCGGAGGCAGAUGCAGGAAAAUACACGUGUCACAUAGACGUUACUGUAGACGGCCGGAAUUACACCGCAGCACGCAGCGUCCAAAUGACUGUCAAAAACGGUACUCCAGAUCUCUUUCCAGAGAUUCAUGUUGUGAGGCCCAAAAACGAGGUGGUCAUAGUGGAAGUGGGCAAGAGAGCAGAGCUGCACUGUAAGGCCUACACCGGCUUCAGUGAGGACGAAGAGAUUGCCAUGUACUGGAUCAUCAACGGGACAUACGCUAGCGACAUCAGCGGGCUUGCCGAGUCCUGGAAAUUUGUCCAUGAAAGAGGCAAAGUAUUUGGUCAGUCCACUCUGUCCAUCGCUACAGUUCGAAACGAGUUCCUGAACAUCCCCAUCAAUUGCCACAUCUCAAGCCCGGCUGAAGAGAAGGUCGGGGAGGUCCGGCUACAAGAAGCUGACCCAACUGAACACAACACGUUCUACAUGAUUGUGUCUCUUUGGCUCUCGGCCCUCUUUACCAUCCUGAUCCUGACGGCCUUCUUCCUCAUCUGUAAAGUCAACCUCUUCUUAGCAUACAGGGCACUUAAGACAUUGUUUUCUAAACAAGUUCCAGAUGGGAAGCUUUACGACGCCUACGUGAGUGUCGGUCAGUCAGCCAUGCUGGGUUUGGACGGCGUGGCCUGCUUUACCCUGCGGCUCCUGCCAGAGGAGCUGGAGCAGAAACACGGCUACUCCCUGUUCAUCAGAGGCCGGGACGACCGCCCUGGAGAAGCGGUCCAUGACGUCAUCUCCGCUGCGGUGCGCCAGUGCCGCCGACUGCUUAUCGUCUUGUCGUCUGCUGGCAAAUCAAAGGAGACGGCGCAGUUCUGGGAGAAUCACAACCUGCUCACGUACGAGCAGAAAGUGGGCCUUCACGACGCCUUGAUGCGAAACGACCCUAAAGUCAUUCUGGUGGAAGUCGACGGUCCGGUCGAUUACAGUCAGCUGCCGGAGUCACUGCGCUACAUCAAACGGACACAAGGAGCUCUGGAGUGGAAAAACUCGUUUGCUGAAACCAACAAACUGACUCAGAUGUACCUGAAAAGAAACUUUUGGAAGAGCCUGCGCUGUCACAUGCCUGCUGUACCUGCAAGGACGCCACAGAGUAUCGCUUGAAGCGGUGAACGUACUUUGAUUUACCUGGAAGGUUUAAAGAUGGCAUCCAUCAGAAGCUUCAGUUUUCAGAAGUCUGUCUUCUGAAGUCGUCCACAAGCGGGGACUAAACAUUUGAGUCGCCAUGUGGAUUAUUUAUUUCAGAUAACGUAUACUUUUAUAAAGUAAAGGACCUUGAGC
Poecilia latipinna (sailfin molly) is the source of this 2196-nucleotide messenger RNA. RefSeq names its product interleukin 1 receptor-like 2 (gene il1rl2). Gene Ontology annotation, molecular function: interleukin-1 receptor activity. Bases 361 to 2019 code for a protein of 552 amino acids. NCBI's taxonomy places the organism in Eukaryota, Metazoa, Chordata, Actinopteri, Cyprinodontiformes, Poeciliidae. The record is from RefSeq and is a predicted model, not a curated record. The transcript has 11 exons. Gene Ontology annotation, biological process: signal transduction.